This is a messenger RNA of Hibiscus syriacus, 644 nucleotides long. RefSeq names its product nuclear transcription factor Y subunit B-7-like. The transcript has a single exon. Lineage: Eukaryota; Viridiplantae; Streptophyta; Magnoliopsida; Malvales; Malvaceae. Gene Ontology annotation, molecular function: protein heterodimerization activity; DNA-binding transcription activator activity, RNA polymerase II-specific; RNA polymerase II cis-regulatory region sequence-specific DNA binding. The coding region runs from base 18 to 644 and encodes 208 amino acids. Gene Ontology annotation, biological process: regulation of transcription by RNA polymerase II. Gene Ontology annotation, cellular component: nucleus; CCAAT-binding factor complex. The record is from RefSeq and is a predicted model, not a curated record.
UUAUAGAAAAGAGAGAAAUGGAGGAUGAAACCAGCCACGAAAAUGUGACACAAGGGCAUAACAAAGGAAGCCCCGAUAGCCCGUGUGCAAAAACCGGUGGCACCGGCAAUAAUAAAGAACAAGAUCGUUUCCUCCCGAUAGCAAACGUGGGCAGGAUUAUGAAGAAAGUGAUUCCGAGCAACGGGAAGAUAUCCAAAGAUUCGAAAGAAACCGUUCAAGAAUGUGUGUCGGAGUUCAUCAGCUUCGUCACGGGAGAGGCCUCGGACAAAUGCCAAAGGGAAAAGAGAAAGACCAUUAAUGGAGACGAUAUCAUUUGGGCCAUCACUACCUUAGGAUUCGAGGAAUAUGUAGGACCCUUAAAAUUGUACCUAAGCAAAUAUAGAGAGAUUGAAGGAGAGAAGCUUAACAUUCCAAAGCAGCAAAGAUCUGAGCAAAAGCAGCAACAUCAACUUCAACAACAAUCGAAACAUGAACAAAAUAUACCUAAUUUCAAUAGCAGUGUAUAUUCUUCAACAAGUUUAUUGUCUCGUCAUAGUUCCUUUGUGCCUUCGGAUCAACCAUUUUCGUUGCCUUUCUCACCAAAUAACAUCCAAAAGCAAUUACAGCAGCAGCAAGACCAGAUUGAUUCAGUUGGGUACUGGUAA